AUCCCCGAGUCGAGAUACAUAUCCACUUUCAUGCGUAAGUAUGGUGACCAGAUUGAUAUUUAUUCACAACCUUCUCUCUCGCACGUGGUAGAUGAGCAAAACGUGUGCCGGUUUCUACGAUACAUAAACCGAUCAGACGAGAAUUUUGCGGUUCCCUCCCGUUAGCCGUUCUACCGUCGACGCUCAUUCAACUCACUCUCAGAAGCCUGUGUACCGAUCGAAUUCCAUCUCCGAUUUGAUUAGAAAAACAAAACGGCACCUCAGCCAUGACGGCGGAGACGCUGCCGUACCAGAAUGGCGCUGUGUCCAACGGCGGUGGCAGUGGUGUUGCCUCCUCAAAUACUAACGUGGUCGCCAAUGGAGAUCCGAGUGCCGCAAACCCUAGCUCCGGCAAGAAGGCGAGAGAGAGCGAGCGUCGCCGGCGGAGGCGCAAGCAGAAGAAGAACAAAGCUGUUUCCCAUGCUCCUGAUGCUUUAGCAGCAGCCAAUGGCGACGAUAGCGAUGCCGACGAGGCGAAGGAGAACGAUAAUCCUCAGAAGGGUUUUGAGCAAGUUGUAGUGGAAUAUGUUCCCGAGAAGGCUGAGUUGGAAGAUGGUGUUGAUGAUGAAUUCAGAAAGAUCUUUGAGAAAUUUAGUUUUCUCCAGGGCACGGCUGCUGAGGAUACUGAUAAGAAAGAUGAAGCGGCACAAAUUGUCGAGCCUAAGAAGAAGGCUGACUCAGAUUCUGAUUCUGAAGAGGGGGAGCAAGAUAACCAGCAGAAGGAUAAGGGUGGCUUGUCAAACAAGAGGAAAAAGCUUUUGCGAAGAAUGAAAAUUGCAGAACUGAAACAGAUUUGCUCAAGACCUGAUGUGGUUGAGGUGUGGGAUGCUACUGCAUCAGAUCCAAAGUUGCUUGUAUUCUUGAAGGCAUACAGAAAUACUGUUCCGGUACCAAGGCACUGGUGUCAGAAACGGAAGUAUCUUCAGGGGAGCGGCAACACUGCUGGAGCCUGGACUUAUGCCUCUUCUAUGCUUAGUGCUGGGUCCCACAUUCUUCUGAACCUUUUUCCUGAUCAUUUGGUUUUGAACCAAAUUACUACCUUGCUGGUACCUUAUCCGGUUCGAUAUUCGUUUUUGCAGGGUAAGCGUGGGAUUGAGAAGCAGCCAUUCCAGCUCCCUGAUUUCAUUGCUGCAACAGGAAUUGAAAAAAUUCGUCAGGCAUAUAUUGAGAAAGAGGAUGGUAAGAAGUUGAAGCAGAAGCAACGAGAGCGAAUGCAGCCUAAGAUGGGGAAGAUGGACAUUGAUUAUCAGGUUCUCCAUGAUGCCUUUUUCAAGUUCCAAACAAAACCAAGAUUAACUAGUCACGGUGACUUGUACCACGAAGGGAAGGAAUUCGAGGUGAAACUGAGGGAGAUGAAGCCAGGGUCUCUUUCGCAAGAACUAAAAGAAGCUCUUGGUAUGCCUGAAGGUGCCCCUCCACCAUGGCUUAUCAAUAUGCAGAGAUAUGGUCCUCCGCCAUCAUACCCGCAUUUGAAGAUCCCUGGACUGAAUGCACCAAUCCCUCCAGGAGCUAGCUUUGGCUAUCAUCCCGGUGGCUGGGGCAAGCCUCCAGUUGAUGAGUAUGGGCGGCCUUUGUAUGGAGAUGUUUUUGGGGUUCAGCAACAAGAACAGCCUAACUACGAGGAAGAGCCGGUUGAUAAGAGUAAGCAUUGGGGUGAUUUGGAGGAAGAGGAAGAAGAGGAGGAGGAGGAGGAAGAAGAAGAAGAAGAGAUGGAAGAAGAGGAACUUGAGGAUGGCAUUGAGUCUGUUGACAGUCUUUCAAGUACACCAACUGGUGUUGAAACACCUGAUGUUAUUGACCUCCGUAAACAGCAGAGAAAGGAACCUGAUAGGCCGCUCUACCAAGUUCUCGAACAAAAGGAAGAGAGUAUUGCUGCUGGAACGUUACUUGGCACAACUCAUACGUAUGCAAUUCCUAGCGGUACUACCCAGGAUAAGAACGCUGCUAAAAGGGUGGAUCUGAUUAGGGGAAACAAGGCUACUGAUAGAGUGGAGGUUAGUUUGCAGCCUGAAGAGUUGGAAGUCAUGGACAAUGUUCUAUCUGCCAAGUACGAGGAAGCCAGGGAAGAGGAGAAAUUGCGGAGUCAAAAAGAGGACUUCAGUGACAUGGUUGCAGAGAAUGAAAAGAAAAGGAAGCGCAAAAUGCAGGACAAGGAAGGAAAAUCGAAAAAGAAAGACUUCAAGUUCUGAGGAGGGAGACAUGCGAAUUGAACCACUGUUAAUGUUCUACUACCCGACACGAAUAACAAAUUUGAGCUUUUUGAAUCCUUGUGCACUGUGUAUUGUUUUAUCGACACGAUGAGAUAGUUCUUGCUAAUUAGGGCACGGAGCGGCUGGCUGGAAGAGCGAAUGUUUAAUGCAAAGUCUUCAGGUAGAGAUGAAAAAGUGUGCUUAUUCACAGUGUAACAAGAGCAUUGAUUUCUAGGGCUAGAUAAAGAUCUGUAACCUACAUCUUCCCCUGUUUUGUGCAACUUUGUUGUAUGAACAAGGAGAUUGCACUGAUAUUUUAUUAAACGUCUUCUUUUGGGAAGCCCUUUGUUCCAUCGAGGUGGAAACUUGAUCCCUUGGAUCAACGAGAAGUUAUGGCUAUGAAAUUGUAUAUAAAUGGUGUUUGAGCCAAGUUCCUUUCCUCCCAAGCCUGGUUGUCCUUCUUCCUCUUCCCUUUGCGGCGUGGCGCCUUCUUUCCUUCUUCUUUGGGCACG
Messenger RNA from Linum tenue, 2740 nucleotides. The record is from the annotation of a GenBank genome assembly. Lineage: Eukaryota; Viridiplantae; Streptophyta; Magnoliopsida; Malpighiales; Linaceae.